GAUUACGAAAUGAUCAAAAAUAACCAUUACCAUUCGAGUUCCUUAACUUCGCAGGAGCGAACACACACUAGCCAAGAGAAUACGGUCAAGAUCCGCUCGCAUGAUAAACGUAGCAUUAACUACAUAAUACGCUCUUUCAUUGCGGGUGGUGCUGCAGGCUGUGUGGCAAAAUCCGUUAUCGCUCCAUUUGAUAGGGUUAAAAUAUUGUUUCAAGCAAGUAAUCCGCAUUUCCAAAAAUAUGCAGGUAGAAUCAGACAGUUGGAAUUUAACUUUAAACCAUUUCUGAUAGGAUCUUGGACCGGCGUAUUUCAAGCUACUCGAAGAAUAUAUAUGGAUGAUGGUCCAAAAGGAUUAUUCCAAGGUCAUUCAGCGACUUUAAUCAGGAUUUUUCCUUAUGCAGCAAUCAAAUUUGUUGCGUAUGAGCAAUUUCGUCAUAUAUUAAUACCAUCACGGAAAUAUGAGACAUCUAUGAGAAUUUUAUUGUCUGGUUCUUUAGCUGGUGUCACCUCUGUGCUUUUCACGUAUCCGCUUGAACUCAUACGUGUUAGGCUUGCUUACGAGGUUCGUGGAGAUAAUCGCAUCGGAUUCAAGUCAAUAUGCAGACAAGUAUAUCACGAAAGCGCUGCGUCACAUCGGCGUUAUUUCCAUUUCCCACUCAUGAAUUUCUAUCGAGGAUUGCUUCCUACCAUUAUGGGUAUGAUUCCUUAUGCUGGAGUAUCGUUCUGGACGCAUUACAUUCUUUCUGAAUUUUCCCGAAAGAUGUGGCCCGAGCAUACUACUCGACCCUCAUUAGUUGCCGGUAAAUUAGAUAGUCAAGGUCAGGAAAGAAGGGCACCAUUGAAAACAUGGGUCGAAUUGGGCGUAGGUGGUGUGGCAGGUGCAGUAUCCCAAACAGCUGCAUACCCAUUCGAAGUAAUUCGACGUAGAAUGCAAGUUCACGGAGCAUUUGAUCCCUCAAAUUUUGUUGGAAUUUGGCAAACAACAAAGACAAUUUGGAAUGCUAGUGGAUUCAAAGGUUUUUUUGUAGGACUGAGUAUUGGUUAUUUGAAAGUUACACCUAUGGUAGCUGUUUCUUUCACAGUUUAUAAUAGGAUGAAAUUAUUAUUGAAUAUUGAUUGA
Molecule: messenger RNA, 1119 nt
Organism: Acaulospora morrowiae
Lineage: Eukaryota; Fungi; Glomeromycota; Glomeromycetes; Diversisporales; Acaulosporaceae
Source: the annotation of a GenBank genome assembly